Oryzias melastigma (Indian medaka) is the source of this 922-nucleotide messenger RNA. It is a transcript of the gene sat1b, whose product is annotated as spermidine/spermine N1-acetyltransferase 1b. Bases 209 to 724 code for a protein of 171 amino acids. The record is from RefSeq and is a predicted model, not a curated record. Lineage: Eukaryota; Metazoa; Chordata; Actinopteri; Beloniformes; Adrianichthyidae. The transcript has 6 exons. Gene Ontology annotation, molecular function: N-acetyltransferase activity.
AAUACAGGCAUAAACAAAGAGAGGGAGUUAAACGGCAGUGACCCAGCCGAGGGUGAUCGGAGCUGAAUGAUCUUGUCCCGACAAACGCGUCCGGACCAGAGGCUGACUGUGGGGAUAAAGCCACUCUGACGCGAAUGAAGAAACUUCUCAUCUUCCAGUUCACAUACAGAGGACUUUUGACGAAAGGAAAAAAGGGGAAAAGAAGAAAAUGGAGUAUAAAUUACGAAAAGCGGAACCCAAGGACGUGCCAGACAUAUUACGACUCGUGAAGGAGCUUGCUAAAUACGAGGAGAUGGAGCACCAGGUGGCGCUGACUGAGAAAGAUCUCCUGGAGGAUGGAUUCGGUGAGACGCCGUUUUACCACUGCAUCAUCGCGGAAAUCCAAGGAGAGAGCAGCAGUGAAGAUCCUAAGGUGGUGGGUUUUGCCAUGUACUACUUCACCUAUGACCCCUGGGUUGGCAAGCAGCUCUACCUGGAGGAGUUCUUUGUGAUGAACGAGUACAGAGGACUGGGGAUGGGCUCAGAGAUCCUGCGACACCUCAGUGACCUGGCGAUGAAGACGCGCUGCACCGGCAUGAUGUUUGUGGUGGCGGAGAACAACGCCCCGUCCAUGCAGUUCUACAAGCGCCGCGGGGCGGAGGACCUGUCGCAGGAGGAGGGCUGGAGGCUCUUCAGGUUUGACAAGGACAGCCUCCUGAAGAUGGCCACUCCAGCUGAGGAAUGACAGGAGGUCCAGCGGGGCAGAGGAGGAGCAGGAGACCCGGGAGUUCCACCUCCACGCCCCUCUGCUCAGAUGAAGGCUGGCAGAAGCUCAGCUGCAAAGCAGGCAGAUGUUUCACUGUAAUGGUUCUGGUGUGACACCUCACUCUGAUUUCUGUUCUGAUCUGAACUUUUCCACCAAUAAAGGAAUUAUUGAUCACAA